UCGAAGCAGGAAGGCUUCCCUGGGAAUGUUAUUUUCGUGGACAAGUUUGCCCCUUUUCGACUUGCCCUACGGCGAUGGGAUAUGUACUCCCCCACCUCCCUUCACCAUCCGAAACGACCUGGACCCGUCAAGUCAAUGCAAACCGCUCUGCUUCUCCAGACCAUUGCCGACCUGAGAUGGACCUCGCAAGGAGAGAAUUGGUUGUUCGUUUAUUGAUUUGUUGGUUGAGUGAAGUUCAUGCGGAGCGUGGAUGGCUUUUCUCUAUGUGUGGUGUUGUUGCUCUGUGGAUGCGGAGACGUCGUUUAAGUGAUGCCUCAUCUUCCGUGAACUGUCGUUUAAGGAAUGUCUCAUCUUCCCUGAGCUGUCGUUUAAGUGAUGUCUCAUCAACUUCCACGAACUUCAAUGCUAGGAGCGCUCACCUGAAGAAAUUGGUUUGUAGUAGUGAUGUCACUUGCUAUAAGCUACUUAAAAUGCAUAGGAGAACAUUUGACCAGCUCUGUCAAAUGCUUGAUAGUAUAGGGGGACUAAAGCCUAUUAAUAAUGUGGCUGUCGAUGAACAAGUGGCUAUUUGUGUGCAUAUACUGGCUCAUCCUGUGAAGGAUAGGGUCAUACGGUUCAAUAUUGGGAGAUCUGGAGAAACUGUAAGUAGGUAUUUUUCUUUGGUUCUUAAUGCUAUAAUGGAACUAUAUGAAGAGUUAUCGAAGAAACCUGAGCCGGUGCCGGAGGAUUCAACAGACGAGAAGUGGAAGUGGUUCAAGCAUUGUCUUGGAGCUGUGGAUUGUGCUCAUAUCAAGGUGAAGGUGCCUCUGGCUGAUCAAGUUAGGUAUCAUAACAGGAAAGGAGAAAUCACUACUAAUGUACUGGGGGCUUGCUCUCAAGAUGGACAAUUUACCUUUAUCUUUCCUGGAUGGGAAGGAUCUGCGACUAAUAGGAGGGUGUUGUGCGACGCAGUUAGCAGGAGGCAUGGAUUUAAAGUUCCUCAUGGUCAAUAUUAUUUGGUUGAUGGUUGGUUCACCAGUUGUGAAGGUUUCCUUGCACCAUACAAAGGUAAAAGAUACCGCUCAAACCAAUUGAGAGAAGAGCAUUACCCUGGAAUAUUACAUGAGUGCUACAACACGCGACAUUCUUUAGCACUUAAUGUGAUAAAGAGAUGCUUUGGUUUGUUAAAGCUGAGGUGGGCAAUUCUUAGGAACCCACCUUUUUUCAAAGCAGUUCGUACGUACAAUCUGGUGAUAUUUGCAUGCUGCUUAUUGCAAAACCUGAUUCGUCAAGAUGGUGCAGACCCACUUGAGGAUGAAUUAGCUGACAUGGAAGGUGAAAUAUUCAACGAGCUUAUAGGCAAAAGCGCAAAGAGAUGAACUUGGUCAGGAUAGGUUGACUGUGAUAUAUGUUAGACCGUUUUUUGUGUUUUUUUUUUUUGGCCAAAGGAUGAACCGAUGGAUAAGUACUGUUUUUAAUUUUUUUGAUUUAAUCAUGCCCAGCACUCGACUUUCCGUCUUUGAGAAAGUUGACUGCUUCAUUAGCGUAUUAGGACAAGGUGUUGUCAUCCACCAAGCGGUACCCCGUAUCCACCGUCUAAGCAUUUUGCAGAUUAACGGAGUGUAUUUAGCUUAUAUUGGCACAAAUAUCAAGAUAUAGGAGCGAGUUAUUAACAAAUUUUUUUUUUUUC
Prosopis cineraria is the source of this 1669-nucleotide messenger RNA. RefSeq lists its product as uncharacterized. Lineage: Eukaryota; Viridiplantae; Streptophyta; Magnoliopsida; Fabales; Fabaceae. The record is from RefSeq and is a predicted model, not a curated record. The coding region runs from base 75 to 1358 and encodes 427 amino acids. The transcript is spliced from 4 exons.